This is a messenger RNA of Octodon degus (degu), 2726 nucleotides long. RefSeq names its product retinoic acid receptor gamma (gene Rarg). Gene Ontology annotation, cellular component: nucleus; transcription regulator complex. Lineage: Eukaryota; Metazoa; Chordata; Mammalia; Rodentia; Octodontidae. The record is from RefSeq and is a predicted model, not a curated record. Gene Ontology annotation, biological process: retinoic acid receptor signaling pathway; cellular response to corticotropin-releasing hormone stimulus; regulation of transcription by RNA polymerase II. Bases 310 to 1644 code for a protein of 444 amino acids. The transcript has 8 exons. Gene Ontology annotation, molecular function: nuclear glucocorticoid receptor binding; zinc ion binding; nuclear receptor activity.
CAAGCCCCACCCCCCACCCCUCCAGGCUUCGCUUUUACAAAAGGUCUCCCCGGUGUUAGCUGCCGAGGCGCCCAGUGUUAGCCGGACCGAAGCCGUAGCGGCACCCCCGGCUUAGCGCCCCGCCCAGUCCCUUUCCCUUGCUGGGGAUCCCCUUCUUCCCCGCCCACCCCUUACCCUCCAUGCAGUCCAGCGCCCUAUGCUAACGCUCCCCCUCCCCCCUCCAGGAGCGGGGCGCCGCCAGGGGAGGAGGGGGAAUCGGCAGUGGGUCCUUGGUGUUCUAGCACCCAGCUCCCCUCCAAGUGGGUCGCUAUGUACGACUGCAUGGAAUCGUUUGCCCCGGGUCCGCGACGGCUGUAUGGAGCGGCCGGGCCCGGGGCCGGCUUACUGCGCAAAGCCACCGGCAGCUCCUGUUUCGCAGGACUUGAGUCUUUUGCUUGGCCGCAACCCGCCAGUCUGCAAUCUGUGGAGACACAGAGCACAAGUUCAGAGGAGAUGGUUCCCAGCUCACCCUCGCCCCCACCGCCUCCUCGGGUCUACAAGCCGUGCUUCGUGUGCAAUGACAAGUCCUCUGGUUACCACUAUGGGGUCAGCUCAUGUGAAGGCUGCAAGGGCUUCUUCCGACGCAGCAUCCAGAAGAAUAUGGUAUACACGUGUCAUCGGGACAAAAACUGUAUCAUCAACAAGGUGACCAGGAAUCGCUGCCAGUACUGCCGGUUACAAAAGUGCUUUGAAGUAGGCAUGUCCAAGGAAGCUGUGCGGAAUGAUAGGAACAAGAAGAAGAAAGAGGUAAAGGAGGAAGGGUCACCUGACAGCUAUGAGCUGAGCCCACAGUUAGAAGAGCUCAUCACCAAGGUCAGCAGAGCCCAUCAGGAGACCUUCCCCUCGCUCUGCCAGCUGGGCAAGUACACCACGAACUCUAGUGCAGACCACAGGGUGCAGCUGGAUCUGGGGCUGUGGGACAAAUUCAGUGAGCUGGCCACCAAGUGCAUCAUCAAGAUCGUGGAGUUUGCGAAGCGGUUGCCUGGCUUUACAGGGCUCAGCAUUGCUGACCAGAUCACUCUGCUCAAGGCUGCCUGCCUGGACAUCCUGAUGCUGCGGAUCUGCACAAGGUACACCCCGGAGCAGGACACAAUGACCUUCUCCGAUGGGCUCACCCUGAACCGGACUCAGAUGCACAAUGCUGGCUUUGGGCCCCUCACAGACCUCGUCUUUGCCUUUGCUGGGCAGCUCCUGCCACUGGAGAUGGAUGACACAGAGACAGGGCUGCUCAGUGCCAUCUGCCUCAUCUGUGGAGACCGCAUGGACCUAGAGGAACCUGAAAAAGUAGACAAGCUGCAGGAGCCACUGCUGGAAGCCCUGAGGCUAUAUGCCCGGCGCCGGCGGCCCAGCCAGCCCUACAUGUUCCCAAGGAUGCUCAUGAAGAUCACUGACCUCCGUGGCAUCAGCACCAAGGGUGCAGAAAGGGCCAUUACCCUGAAGAUGGAGAUUCCAGGUCCUAUGCCCCCACUGAUCCGAGAAAUGCUGGAGAACCCUGAAAUGUUUGAGGACGACUCCUCACAGCCUGGUUCCAACCCCAAGGCCUCCAGCGAGGAUGAGGCCCCCAGAGGCCAGAGCAAAGGGAGCCGGAGUCCCCAACCUGACUAGGGCCUCUGACCUCCUCUACUGUGGGGUUGGGCUCCAGGUAGCAGACUGACCAUCUCCCAGACACCACCAGUGACUGGGGGAGGACCUGCUCUGCCCUCUCCCCACCUUUCCAAGGAGCUCCUUGUUUUGCCAAAGUUUCCAGGGGUGCCUCUGUAUUCAUCCCUUCCUGCCCUGAUGGCUCCCUCUCCAGUCCUGGGAGCCUGUCCUGCUCUCAGCAGGAGGAAGAGCAGAGGGGUGAGCCUGGGUCUGGACUGUACAAUCACAGCACUGCCCCACAGAUAUCAGGGACUCAGGCUCCCCAGGUUAGGAGGGAGCCCUGUCAUCCCCUAGCCCCUUCCUGUGCUGGGUGCUUGGUCCUCUUUGAGCAAACAGGAACACUAGAGAGCACAAGGGGGGCCCAAGUGGGCUAAGCUCACCCUCUUGCCCCCACCCUUGGUGCCUAAUGCUGUGUGAUGCACGUUGCCCAAAUACCCGGGCCUCAUGCCAGGUCAGGGGUGGGGUGGGCUGGGCCCUAUAUUUCUGGAGCGACACUUGAGGAUGAAAGGGACAGAUGCAGGCCUGUUCUGCACCUCUUUGCUGGGGUGCAGCGUUUACUCGUGGCCUCCUCCGUUACAAGCCCCUCCCCCAGCCUUGUCAAGUGCCUUGGGCUCCUCCUGACCCCCAUCUCAGCCAUCGGGCAGGGACCCUCUACACUACAGAAGGGCCAGGGAGCCCUCUCCUCCUAGUGCCUUCCACCCUGUACUCCAGAGCAGCUUGGCCCAGGAGGGGAGUUGCUGCUUAGCUGAUCCCACCAAACCCGAGGAAGCCUCUAUUUAUUUAUUAGCUUUUGUUUACACCCUGGAAUGACCCCUUCCUCUAGGGGUUUUGGGAGGGGGACCCCAGGACCUCUGUGACUCCUCCCUUUUUCCUCCAAUCCCUCAGUUUGUAUUUAGCUGCCAAAUAAGAUUCCGCUGGCUCCCCUUUUUCUCUGGGGGGUCAGGGUGCUGUCCCCGCCCCUCUGUUUACAUCUCCCCUCCAUCUGUAUCGCGUCUGCAUAUUGCUGAGUUUUCUAUUUUUGCAAAAUAAAGUGAUGGAAACUCAUG